Molecule: messenger RNA, 2665 nt
Organism: Oncorhynchus gorbuscha (pink salmon)
Lineage: Eukaryota; Metazoa; Chordata; Actinopteri; Salmoniformes; Salmonidae
Gene: sap30l
Product: sap30-like
Exons: 4
Coding region: 540-1076 (178 amino acids)
Biological process (GO): regulation of DNA-templated transcription
Cellular component (GO): histone deacetylase complex
Molecular function (GO): protein binding; transcription coregulator activity
Source: RefSeq, a predicted model, not a curated record
ACUUCCGCUGCAGGAACAAGGCAUGUUCAUUGUACAAGGCUCUUCUGAAAGAAUACCGCGACUAUAUUAUUAAGGUGAAGUCUGAAAUAUGUGAUUACUUCAAAGUUGUUUAAUCAGUUAAAAACGACUUUUGUGCUCCGAUUUAGUUUGAUAUGUGUUAACCGGUUGGAGCCGCAUGUGCGAAUGACCGAAAAGUAAAGGUUGCACGUUGUACAAAAUCGACAUCACCGUUUUUGUCGGCUCAGGAAUUUGUUCGCUAGCACAGAUAGCUUUGAUAGCAAGCCACCUUGUGGUCCUGUCUUGGCAUUCUAGCCUGUAUUGUGGUAUGGAUUAUUUAUAUUUUUUUAUCUAUAUACAGUUUCUAGUUUGAUCAGGAAUCUCAUUUUGUUUAAUUUGAGAAAAUCAGCUUUCUAAUUCACGCUUGUCUGUAUUUUUUUUUUUUUUUUUAGGGGGGGGGGACAUUUUGGGAGGAGAAAGUAACGUUCUCAGUGGGUUUUUUUUUUUUUACAACAACAAAAACAUCCCCAAACCCAACAAUCAUGAACGGGUUCAGCACUGAAGAAGACAGCCACGACGGCCCCCCAGCGCCGCCGUUUUACGGUCAGACUUGUUGUUUGAUUGAGGACGGUGAGCGCUGCGGACGAUCGGCUGGAAACGCCUCCUUCAGCAAACGGAUCCAAAAAAGCAUAUCGCAGAAAAAACUAAAACUGGACAUCGACAAAAGCGUUCGACAUCUCUACAUAUGCGACUUCCACAAAAACUUUAUCCAGAGUGUCCGUAACAAGAGGAAGAGGAAGACGAGCGACGACGGAGGGGAGUCUCCGGACCAUGACGUGGAAGUUCCAGAGGUGGACCUGUUCCAGCUUCAGGUGAACACGCUGAGACGCUACAAGAGACACUACAAGCUGCAGACCAGACCUGGCUUAAACAAGGCCCAACUGGCUGAGACUGUCAGUCGUCACUUCCGGAAUAUCCCGGUGAACGAGAAGGAGACUCUGACCUAUUUUAUUUAUAUGGUGAAGAGCACCAAAAGCCGACUGGACCAGAAGUCGGACGGGAGCAAACAGCUGGAGUAAAGGCCACCGAUGUAACUUCCCAUACCAAGACUUGGACACGUGUGUUUGAUAACAAGGUGUUUUCCGACAGGCAGCCAAAACUGAUCUUAAGACAGUUGUUGAGACUCCGCAGGGUAAUGUAAUGCUGUAAUGUGAAUAUGCUGAUAUGUACAAAAUGCACAGAUUAUGAAGAAAUCAGCAAAAAGGUAGAAUGCAAUGUAUGAUAACUGCCUUAAAGAUGUUUGUUUUGGGGGUUUUUUGUUUUGUUUUUGCGUUGACUGUUAACAACUUUUGAAGAAGAAAAAUGGUUUGUGCCAAACCAGAGUGUGCAAACUUAAGAUAUCAAUAAACUGGACAGGGUGCAUUUUGUGAAUGAAAAGAUCAUUUAAAAAGGUUUUAAUAAGCAUUGUACAUUUUCCUGUUGUCCAGCUAGUACUCAUUCUGUUAUCCGGUGGUGUGACAUGCAUGUGAAGACUGAGGAAGUUGAAUGAUGUAGCAUUUUGGCAGACCCUUUUCAAAUGUUUUGUUUCUCACACUCAGACUUUUCCCUCUCUAUCUUCUACACUGAAACACACACAGACUGAAGUGGUGUUUCAGUUAAAAACAAGUUAUUUUCAAAUAUUGGUGUUGAUAUUUUAAUUUCUUUUACAUUUUUGUUUGUUUUUCUUUACCCACUACCUUUUUUGUGAUAAAUAUAAGAACAGGACUUUAGUUCAUCAUUGAUUGUAAGAUUUUUAUGUAAAGUUGUGUCUGGUGGGAACUAAAUAUUUCAACAGUUGUUUUAGAUUUUUGUCAUUUAUCAUGCUUUCAGCAUUUGAGACUAAUUUUAAGCAAUUAAUUGAAGCUGUGUUCAUUAGUGGGAAAUGCCUUAUUACCACAAUAUAUUAUUUCCAAAGCAAACGUUGUUGCUCUACUAACACCGGCACAAUAUAGAAAGUCUCAACUUUGGAGAGCAGUGAACUGUGUUUGAACCACCUAAAUUGCUUUCACAGUGCACAAUGAGCACUGCCUGUACUUUUGCUUUAGUGUUUACAAUAUGUUAGUUCUAUUCUAUUGGAAUGUAUUUCUGAGGAAUCAUGUCGCCCUGGACUUGUCAAGUCAAUUUCCUUUCCUGGCACCGUGUUGAAAUAAUGUGUUGUCUAAUGGAUCACAGUACCAACUAUAGUCACUAGAGGAAGAUGGGAGUUUGUUUUUUUGUUUGCUUCCUCUGCCGCUAAUUAAUGAGUUUCUUCACUUCAACACCGCUGUACGUUCACUGGUUUGUUUGAGUCAGUGGUCUCUCCACAGAUGAUGGUAUGUCUUUUUAGUAUUGAUUUGUUUCCAAUUUUCCCUGUCCUUAUUUAUAAGUCCCGAGAAAUAAGUCAUGUCUGCUGCGUUCCAUGUUACACCAUCAGUUAGCCAUGUCAGGUGUGUCAUUGCUGAAGUAUCGAUGGCUUUUUUUUUUCGCUUGUAGCCUUGUUAGCACCAUAUAGAUUUCCCCUCUUGAACAAAUUGGCUGUGCUGCGUUAAUACUGUAAUGGCUGUGCUGCGUUAACCUAACUGUUGUAAUAGAUAAUACGUGUAUUUAAAUAUGGCUGCGUAUUGCUUUUAAUAAACGUAUUGUACAUAGA